AUGCAAGCAGGCGGAGGACACAGCGCGGCGGUGGUGACGGCGCUGGAGGAGGUGAGGGAGGUGUGGGAGUGGAAUAUGAGGACGGAGCUGCCCCGGAUACUGGAAGCGUUCGACUCGGCCACCUGCGCGGCGCUGGACACUGAGUUCCCCGGGUUCCUCCACCAGACCCGGCCGUUCGCGUCCCCCCGCGAGCGCUACUAAGACGUCAGGCACAAUCUCCACAAUCUGAAGCUCAUCCAGCUCGGGCUCUCCUUCUUCAGCGACGGCGGGCGGCGCCGGACCUGGCAGAUAAGCUUCCGCGACUUCGACGUUGCCUCUGCGUCGGAUGCGCCAUCGGAGGCCUCGGUGGAGCUGCUGAAAAGGAGCGACGUGGAUUUGGGCAGGACCCGAAGAGAGGGGGUCCACUCGGAGGUCCUCUCCGACUGCGGCGAUGCCCCGGUGGGUGACGUUCCAGGGGCUUUACGACGUGGCGUACAUGGUGAAGCUCCUCACCGGGCCGCCGUUACCGCCGACGCUCCCCGGUUUGUCCAGCUGGUAGGGGCGACACUCGGCAGGGUCGUCGACGUCAAGUACCUCGCCAGGGUAUGUGGAGGGUUCUACCUCGGCCUGGCCCGGCUCGCCGAGACUGUCGGCGUGAAGCUGGAGGGCUGCGCGGCGCACAAAGCCGGCGUGGACGCCCUGCUCACGGAGUCCGUCUUCGAGGUUCAAAUUGAGCGACUAUGCGGGCGCGAGGAAGAACUGGAGGGCAUCCUCCACGCGAUCGAGGAGGAGAGGAUCCUAGCCGUCAUCGGAGGAAACAGAGCAGGAGGAGGAGCUUCUCCUGAUAUGCCCUCUCCACCCGUCGUCUACCCUGUUCCUGACUCCUGCUAUAGUGUUCCCCCCCGAUGUUAACCGGGAUGACGCUCCACUGCAUGGAUUCUAUGUCCUCGAAUAAAGAUUUUCUUUUGAAGAAUGUGUUCAAGUAAAUCGUUCCCAAGAUCUCCGAUUUCAAUCCAAGUAUAGUCGAUCGAUGCUCAAAUGCAGUUCUGGAGACCCCGUUCUUAGCUCUGUUUUUCUUAAAAACUAA
Spirodela intermedia is the source of this 1066-nucleotide messenger RNA. Lineage: Eukaryota; Viridiplantae; Streptophyta; Magnoliopsida; Alismatales; Araceae. The record is from the annotation of a GenBank genome assembly.